GCUGUCCAGGAAGAGAAACAGAGAACGAUACAGAGCUGGGAGGGGGCAGAGAGAGAUUUUUUAUUGGAAGCUGUUAAAGUGGUUGCUAUGAGACCUUCUUCAGCUAACACAGGCACAGCAGUGUGUGAGGCUGAUAAAUCAUAGCUCUUGCAUUAUACCUUCCCUUUCUGUCUAUUUUUUUUUUUUUCCCUAACACAGCUUUUAUAGUUGUUUAAGAUCAGAGAAAACACCUGCCAGUUGCUUUUCCUUCUGUUUCGGUCCCUUCUGCUGCUUCGUGCAAGAUGGAGCUAGAAAAUGCAAUGAUCAGCUCCUCGAGCAGUUCUUCUGCAGGUUCCAGAGAGUACAAGGUGGUGAUGCUGGGAGCAGGGGGAGUUGGCAAAAGCGCAAUGACAAUGCAGUUCAUUAGUCAUCGGUUCCCUGACUACCAUGACCCAACUAUAGAGGAUGCCUAUAAAACUCAAGUCCGAAUUGAUGAUGAACCAGCCUAUUUGGACAUUCUAGACACUGCUGGACAGGCAGAAUUCACAGCCAUGAGGGACCAGUACAUGCGAGGUGGGGAAGGCUUCAUCAUCUGCUAUUCCAUCACAGACCGCCAGUCCUUCCAAGAAGCAGCUGAGUUUAAGGAGCUCAUUUAUCGUGUCCGGCACACCUACGACAUCCCCGUGGUGCUGGUGGGAAACAAAAUAGACCUUGAGGAGUUCAGGCAGGUGUCAACUGAAGAAGGAAUGAGCUUAGCCAGAGAAUAUUCCUGCUCCUUUUUUGAAACUUCAGCUGCUCUCCGUUUCUACAUUGAUGAUGUCUUUCAUGGAUUAGUGAGGGAAAUUCGAAGGAAAGAGUCCUCACUGUCCAUGAUAGAGAAGAAGAUGAAGAGGAAGGAUAGCCUGUGGCGGAAACUGAAGGGAUCCCUGAAGAAAAAAAAGGAAAGUACAACCUGAUGGCAAUUCUCCACGAGCCACUCAUCAGGAGCUGACCACAGUAACCUGUAAUAGUUAAAAAAGGCAGCAUUGACACAGCAUCUUCCAGGCCAGGUCCUGGACAUCCUUCCCUUCAGCUCUCAUGCAGAAGUUGCUCCUUGAGAGCCUAAUUCAUGGUUUCCCUGUGACUCUUCUGUUCUAUAGUGUCAUUUAGCAUAAUCUCUCAUACCUUUUCUGCAACUCUGAGUGGAGAAAAUACUGUGUUUUUUAACAUGUGCUCCAUGGCUGGUCUUCAAAUGCUAUGAGUUACGCCAGCAGCCAAGGCAGAACCAGCUUACACCAGCUCCAGGGCAAUGGAUAAACAUUGCCUCCUCCUCUGCAUGCACAGGUCAUUUCAUCAUCCCAGGAAUGAAUGACAUUGAUGUCAAUGGACAUUUUGACUUUAAGGACUUUGGGGUAUGACCUUCAGCUUUGCAAUCACGUGUAGGUUUAGGGUUAGAUAGAGUGUGCUCAGCCUGCACACCUGUGUCUGUGUGUGACUGUGUCUGUGAGCCAGGCACAAAGGGAACCUGGGGACUCUGACCCGUGGUGCCCCGUCCCCAUCGUGGCCUGUCCAGGCAGGUUUUGCAAGCAGAGUCAUGCACCAGCCCUGCAGAGGCUGCUCUGCCUCCUCUGACUGGCAUUGCCAGGGCUGGCUGGCAGAGGUGCCACGUCCUACAGACCUGCCAUGCAUGGAAAUCAUACAAGAGUUUGUGUUGGAAAGGAGCUUUUAAAGCUUUUAAAGGUCACCUGGUCCAAACCCCUGCAAUGAAUGGGGACACCUUACUCUUGAUCAGGUUUCUCAGAGUCCUGUUCAGCCUGACAUUGGAUGUUUCCAGGGAUGGGGCACCCACCACCAAUUGUGCCAGUGCUUCACCAUCAGCCACACUCCCCUGUCCCACCAAGGAGCUCACAAGUGCUCUGAGUGUCCAAUGGGCCCCAGAGCCCCCUCUGGAGCAGUGCAGCUCUGUCCCAGCAUGUAAUAGCACCUGUGAUGUAGCAUCCAGCCCUUGACUUCCUAGAGAGUUGCAUCAGCUCAAUCACCAUUGCUCACAGUCCUUGACCAUCCAACUGAAACACUUGGUUAAGCAGUUGGAUAAGUCUUUUUAAAUAUUCCUUUUUAAAGCUGGCAUGAAGUAGAGUAUAUGCUCUUAAACAUUUUUCCUCCUGGAGUUCUUUUAAUGUUGUUGCUAUUUAUAAAUUUUACAGAUAGAAUAUGCAUAAGUUUUGUCAAAAAUAAAGAUUGUGAUUUCCAUGGAACCAUACUAGCAGUCAGUGUCAUUUGUGUCUAUGGGCGACAAUUGAUAUAACAAAAACAUAUGUAUCUUUAUUAUUGUUUUCCACUUUUCUUCUGUGAUUAUUUUGCAGAGUUUCAACCAAUUAUAUUUUGCACAGUCUGGGUAGGAGUGGAUUUGUUUUCCUCUGAAAAAACUUGGAAAUGUUAUGGUAUUUUGAAUAGCUUUAGUUCAUUAAAAUCUGAUGUUUUGUUCUCCACUGUCCCUUCCUUUCCAGGGAAUCUGGAGAUAUUUCGUGACUUGUCAAAAAUCCUUCAUCAAAAGUAAUGUUUUGCUGUAUGUUAUUAGAUCCUAUGUGGUUAUAUUUCUAUUUGAGAAAGAUUGUUUUGGAGGAAUACAAAUACAUAUACCCAUUAAAGGUAAAUUUUCUGUUUCUUGCCUCUG
Messenger RNA from Oenanthe melanoleuca, 2632 nucleotides. It is a transcript of the gene RIT2, whose product is annotated as Ras like without CAAX 2. Bases 282 to 935 code for a protein of 217 amino acids. The transcript has 5 exons. The record is from RefSeq and is a predicted model, not a curated record. Gene Ontology annotation, molecular function: GTP binding; GDP binding; GTPase activity. NCBI's taxonomy places the organism in Eukaryota, Metazoa, Chordata, Aves, Passeriformes, Muscicapidae. Gene Ontology annotation, biological process: positive regulation of neuron projection development; Ras protein signal transduction. Gene Ontology annotation, cellular component: plasma membrane.